Cantharellus anzutake is the source of this 1101-nucleotide messenger RNA. RefSeq names its product Oxo-4-hydroxy-4-carboxy-5-ureidoimidazoline decarboxylase. Lineage: Eukaryota; Fungi; Basidiomycota; Agaricomycetes; Cantharellales; Hydnaceae. The coding region runs from base 205 to 804 and encodes 199 amino acids. The transcript is spliced from 2 exons. The record is from RefSeq and is a predicted model, not a curated record.
CCGGCUCCUAACUGCAAGACCAGGGAUUCGUUUACAGGAGCCCGAGAAGGGUGGGGGUUAAUAUGUUGACGAGACGUGUUCUGUCACAAGAGGCAGUGACAGUCGUUGGAUCGACGCCAGCGAUGCGGAUGCAAACGUUCGAACGCAUUUCAAUAUUUCCCAGAAACGCCGAAAAGCUGCACUUACGAAAUCGUCAUUCCCUCUAUGGCUGCGCUGGCUCAAUGGGAGGAUCUUAUUACUGGCCCUCAGCUUGAAGGACACAUCGCUGACAUUCUGUCCAUCCUUUUCGAGCCUACGAAUAUCCUCAUCACUCAUGUUGGCCCUGCAAUUGCCACGCAGUUGUCCGACCCAGCCUUCACCCAACAUCCAAAGUCUUAUCAAGAUCUGAUUGAUCUUUCUGCGAGUCAUAUUGAAAAGCUCCACCCGCGCGAUCGAUCCGAGUUCAUUCGCGGUCAUCCACGAAUUGGAGAAGUUUCAAACCUUUCUGCACUGAGUGCGGCCGAACAAGCAUCAAAGAAGACCCCUCCUGAAGUCCUCAAGCAGUUGGAAAGGCUGAACGUUAUUUAUGAAUGGUCCUAUCCUCGUUUGCGCUACGUUACGUUUGUCAAUGGUCGUUCGAGGGCAGAGAUUGUCCCAGAAAUGAAGAAGCUCCUAGGAAUUACAGGGGACCUCGAUGAUGUCACACAAGAAUCCACUGUCGUGUGGAAUGAGGGAAGUAAGGAGUGGUUGACUGAGCUGAACCGUUCAGUUCAUGCUACCAUUCUCAUCGCCAAGGCGAGGCUGGAUGCAUUGGGCGUCAUCUGACGUCCAAAUCGAUCGAAUCAGUGGAAGGAGAAAAAUCGAAGAUAGAUGGAGUCAAACACGGUGUAUACGUUUGGAUGCACAAUAGUGCUCGCGUCGCUCGCGCCAACAUGCACUGCCAACCAACUGAAUUUCGUAUCACAAGCAAGGAACCAAGAUAAAAAUUAUUCGUUACAAGAUUUAUAAAAUACAAGAAAGGCAUUGAUAUACACGCAUCCUGAAUUCAGGACAGUCGUCGUGCAGCAGCAGCAGAUGCGCAUUCAAAACGAGGGAUGGACGGAACUGCUGCGCUAUUGUCGA